Messenger RNA from Histoplasma capsulatum G186AR, 462 nucleotides. RefSeq lists its product as uncharacterized. The record is from RefSeq and is a predicted model, not a curated record. Bases 1 to 462 code for a protein of 153 amino acids. Lineage: Eukaryota; Fungi; Ascomycota; Eurotiomycetes; Onygenales; Ajellomycetaceae. The transcript is spliced from 2 exons.
AUGGCAUCACCACCCCUCCUCCUUGUAGUAAGGAUGAUUGUGAUGAGCAAGCAGCAGUCACCGCAGUCCAUGAGAGUUUUGUCGUCACAUUCUCAAUUCAGCCCAAGAAGAGGGCGUGGUGCGCUGUUCAGAGCCAGAAACCCCCAGGAAAGACAGGAGAAUGGCAGGAAUCGUGAAGAUAUCGAAAACAAAAUCAAAAAGUACUUUGUUGCUGCGCGGCAGAUUUCCUCGUACGACAUAUUACCCACUGCACCAUGUUCAAUGGAGAACGCGAAGAGUAUCACCAAGGAACAAUACAUUCAUUCAACAGCCUCGGCAACGUGGACAUGCUGCGUACAUACUAGUACCACCAGCAUUCAUUCCAUGUCAGUAGAGAAGUUCCCAUCAUUUGCUUCCACGAGAUACUCGGUGCUGCAUCUCUCCACCCUUGGCAGCGGCAGGCUCAACAGGUCGCGGACAUGA